AAUACCCAGAGAGAGAGAGAGGAGGUGAGAAGGGAGGACCGGAGGGAGAAGUGAACGGAGGAAUAGGUGAAACUUGGAUGGCUGUGCGCGCUCAUGAGACGUUCGUGCACGCCGAGCUACUUGGACCGCGCUGAAUGAUCUAGACGUGCACGAGCGUGCGCGCCCACACGCACCGUCCUAGGGCCCGUUCACGUUAGUUGUACCGGGCCGGAGCGGAAAAGUCGCACCCGCGCGGUUCCAGCGUGCCUGUCCGGUGCAGGAUGGGGGGCAUGGUUCGUUCCCUUCUUCACUGAUCUGUUUGUUUUGGAUGAGCCGCUGUGUGGAGGCGUGAUCGCGGGUCGCCAUGGCGCAGCUGUUGCACGUGGACAUCCCGAACUUCGGCAGCGCCGUGCUGGUGUCGCUGAACGAGCAGCGCCUGCAGGGCCUCUACUGCGACGUCUCCAUCGUGGUGAAGGGCCAGGCGUUCAGGGCCCACCGCGCCGUGCUCGCCGCCAGCAGCCUGUACUUCCGCGACCUGUUCAGCGGGAGCGCCAAGUCGGAGUUCGAGCUGCCGUCCUCGGUCACGCCGGCGUGUUUCCAGCAGAUCCUGUCCUUCUGCUACACGGGGAAGCUGACCAUGGCGGCCAGCGAGCAGCUGGUGGUCAUGUACACGGCCGGCUACCUGCAGAUCCAGCACAUCAUCGAGAAGGGCAUGGAGCUCAUGUUUAAAGCCAGCUCGCCCCACUGCGACUCGGCCACCGCCGCCACCGACGAGCCCGGCUCCGAGCCUCAGAGUCCCAGCAACCACGCCAACAGUCAACUGAACAACAGCGCCGCCGCAGCCAUGCUGGCGCCACCCAGCUGGUCGCCCUCGCUGCGCAGGGUGAAGAUCGAGGGCAGCGAGACGCCGCUGAACCUCCAGGGAGGAGCGAAGAAGAACCUAGGAGGGCGAGGAAACUCCUUCUUCUACCCCGGAAUACCGGGAAUGUGUCCCGUCGUACCCGGAGAGCGGUCCAGUCCGGGAGCGUCCAGCCUGCCCACCACGGACAGUCCGACCUCUUAUCAGAACGACGACGAGGAGUACGAUGAGGAGAACUACGAUGGGAUCUCGGAGGAACCGUUCGGGCAGAUCUACGGACGCCCUGCCAAUCCAUACGCAGUCCCAGAUAAACCAGACACGGUUCCUGUUCCUCUGGAAAGUCGUCCGUGUGUCCUGCUGCGCCGGGAUCUGGUGGCUCUGCCUGCCAGCCUCAUCAGCCAAAUCGGGUACCGGUGCCACCCGAAACUCUACACAGAGGGCGACCCGGGAGAGAAACUUGAAUUAGUGGCAGGUACAGGAGUGUUUAUGACGAGAGGGCAGCUGAUGAACUGCCACUUGUGUGCUGGUAUUAAGCACAAGGUGCUACUGAGGAGGCUCCUCGCCACCUUCUUCGACAGAAACACACUGGCUAACAGCUGCGGAACAGGAAUCCGCUCCUCCACCAGCGACCCGAGCAGGAAACCUCUGGACAGUCGAGUCCUCAACGCCGUCAAACUUUACUGUCAGAACUUUGCACCGAACUUUAAGGAGAGCGAGAUGAACGUGAUCGCUGCCGACAUGUGCACCAACGCACGCCGCGUGAGGAAACGCUGGCUGCCCAAGAUCAAGUCCAUGCUGCCCGAAGGAAUCGAGGUGUACCGGGGUUCAGGACCGGGACCGAGGGCGGGGCUUAACCUGGGCGUUCCGUUAAACUACGAGCCGGAGUUCAGGCCUCUGCCUCUGUUCGGAGAGCGCAAGGAUCCUGUUAGAACUGCACUGAACACCCAGAGUCCACAGCUGAUCGAGGUCCAGGGCGAGGACGAGGAGGACGAGGAGGAGGACGGUGCCAUGCCCGAGGGAGUGGAGGGGAGUUUAGGGGCGAGUCCCCUCCUGCUGGGCGUGGACGGAGGGGUUCAGGGCCGGCCGGGCCAUGACGGACAGCAGGAGGGGGAGUUUGAGGAGGGUUUUAGAAUAAACGGGCAGUGAGGAGCAGCUGUAGCGCCGCCUGCUGGUGUUUAAGAGAAACUUCUGUCUGUGUUCCAAUACAGAAUUUAAAGCGCCCUUAUUGACUUCCCCUCGAACUGGAAAAAAAGGAUGGACGAGUUUAUAAAUGAACAAAUAAUCAGAAUUCUUCGUUGGUUCCUUGCAAGUAAUGGAUGGAUCGAUUGAAGCUUUUUACAGCUCAAACAAAACAAAACAUUAGGACCACCCGCAAAUAUGCUGAGACAUGGACUCCACAAGACAUCUGAAUGAGUCCUGUGGUACCUGAUACCAGGAAAUUACCAGCAGGUCCUUCAACUUCAGUCCAGUUCCGAUGUCUGGAUGCAAAAUGAAAUCAGACAAUUCAUACAGCCACACAAAACCCAACAGUUAUACACGUACUGACUGCAACCAUUUCCCAAAAACUCUGUCUACUGGACAUGGAACGUCUCUUUUAUUAAUGGAGUGAACUGUGAGUGCUGAGAAAGAAUCUCAGUUCCGGAGUUUUUGCCUUUGCUCCUGUACUGUAAGUUAUUUAAAAGACUGGUGUGAUUUCUGCUGGCUUUAUCACAUUUGCACUUAAAGAAGUGAAGAAGGUGAAGAGACUGAACCGACCCACGACUGUAUGAACCCGAGAGUGAAAUUCUGACGACGUUUCAACACUACGAGCUCGGACAUCUUUUAUUUUCACGUCUUCUAUCAGUGUAUUUCAGUACGUCAUCCAUAGUUUGUGGUUUCUGUCACCGUAUGAUGCUUCAUUUUCAUCACGUCGGACGAUUAUGCACUUGCUUCUAAUUCAGCUUCGUCUAAUUUUUAUUAUUAUUAUUAUUUUAUUAUUUUUGCUUCUUCUUAUGAUUAGAAUCCUCAGGUUUGUUAAAUGUCAGUCAUCUUCUGCUCUCUAAUUCGGCUUCAUGGUGCUUUUGCUCAGCCAAAAAUAAAAAGCAUUUCGACAUUCCGACCCCUCCCUGUACCUGUCGCCCCCCUCACAUACUACGGAUUUAAUCUGUCAAGACGUAAUUGGUGUCAUUUUUGUUUUUAAUUUUGUACUGAAGCUCAUUGAGAAGGGCGGCACGGUGGCUUAGUGGGUAGCACUGUCACCUCACAGCAAGAAGGUCCUGGGUUCGAUCCCCAGGUGGGGCGGUCUCGGUCCUUUCUGUGCGGAGUUUGCAUGUUCUCCCCGUGUACACGUGGGUUUCCUCCGGGUGCUCCGGUUUCCUCCCACAGUCCAAAAACAUGCCACCAGGCUAAUUGGAAACACUGAAUUGUCCUAUAGAUACCUAUCCGAUAGAUAGCCCGGAUGAAUAGGGAGGGUUGUGUCAGGAAGGGCACCCGGCGUGAAAACUGUGCCGCCCACGACCCCUAACGGGAAGAAGCCGGAAAUGCCGACCCCGUAACCCAAAAACGGCUGAGGAACAAGACUGAAGCUCAUUGAGAAUUUCGAUUGUAAUUAGUGCCGGUGUAGCCAUUCAUUCAUUCAUUCAUUCUCACCAAACGCUUCACCCAUCAGUCUCAUGGACUAGUAAUCAAAAGGUUGCCAGUUCAAGCCCCACCACCACCAAGUUGCCACUGUUGAGCAAGGCCCUUAACCCUCAAUUGCUGUGUGAAAAUUGUGUUCAGUCAUAGCUGUAAGUCGCUUUGGAUAAAAGCCGAAAAUGUAAUUGUAUAAACACUGCAUCAAUAACCCUCGUAAUUAUUCAUUAAAUUAUUAAAAUCAGUUUUAUAAAUAAAGCACAACUUUAUCCAGGCCCUCGGGUGGCACAGUAGUCACUCACUCUAUCCCUCCACUGAUAGGAUCUUGGUUUAAAUCCCAAGCGGUUCUUUUGGCCGGUCAGACGGCCACAUACAGAGGUGAUUGGCUGUGUCUGAGGGGGGAGACGGACAACUGAGACUCAUCAGUGGAUCAGCGUCCUGUCCCAGUGGCGACUCUGACACAUUUUGAUUAUUUUGUUGCUUCUUUUUGUAGCUGCUGUAGGCUUAAACAGACCUGAGGAUUCUGAUCCUUCCAGAACAAAACCUGCUGCAUGUUUGUAUGAUUUAUUAAAUGUACAGUAGGAUUAUUUAGGACAGUUUCGGAUGUUCAGAGAGGUGUCGUCAUACUGACAUGAAAUUCUGCUUUAAACAGUCCACGUAUGACUGAACUGUAGUAAACGACGUACUGUAUUACCAUCAGAUGAACUAACCCUGUUUCCUAGGCGUCCAGUCGAACCGUGGACGCUGUGGUUUCAUCUGAUCUGUAAUAACCUCCUGAUUCCUGAACUGCUCUUAACGGAUGUAAAAUGUUGCACUAGAUGCUGAGAGAAUGUUAAAUGCUAACUAAUCGGUAAAAUAAGCCGUCGUUGCUAGCAUAACGCUGUCCCAUGGAGCGACAGGCUAAUUUAUGUCCUUUGUGUUCUAUAGCUGAUCUUUUGUUCAGACCGCGCGGUCUCUAAACCUCGGCGCUAAUUAAACGCCGAUUGCUUUUGCACAAUGCAACCUGAAAGUGUCGCUCGUGAAAUACGAAACGUGAUGGUGGUGUUUUGGAGAGAAAUGUGCCACACAGCUCUGAUUUAUCAGUGAUGCUUAGAAGUGCUUUAUCAGUUUGUACCCUUACUAAAAAAAGUCGAUUGGUUUUUGAUGGGGGGUCAGAUAACACAACCCAAGCUUGUGUUGUGAUUGGCUGGCAUUUGAUUUGUCCUAGAAAAUCCACAUCCAUUGAAUUAAAAUGAUGCAGCUUUUACAGAA
This is a messenger RNA of Trichomycterus rosablanca, 4699 nucleotides long. RefSeq names its product nucleus accumbens-associated protein 2. Bases 344 to 1984 code for a protein of 546 amino acids. NCBI's taxonomy places the organism in Eukaryota, Metazoa, Chordata, Actinopteri, Siluriformes, Trichomycteridae. The record is from RefSeq and is a predicted model, not a curated record. The transcript has 6 exons. Gene Ontology annotation, biological process: regulation of transcription by RNA polymerase II. Gene Ontology annotation, molecular function: DNA-binding transcription factor activity, RNA polymerase II-specific; protein binding; RNA polymerase II cis-regulatory region sequence-specific DNA binding.